AUGGAUUUCAACGCCCUUCGCGCACGGACGCUACGUUCCGGCAACGAUGAAGAGGCUGUUACUGUCAACACUAGAGCCCUAAUAGACAAGGUACUGGCUCGAUAUUCUGGCGAAUGGACCGUCUUGAGAGAACUCCUCCAGAAUGCAGCCGAUGCUUCCGCCACCAAAAUCACCAUCAAAUUCGAAACCGUGCCAUCCACCACGGUUCCAUUGCCCGCUGGUGCCUCUUCCGACUCAGCCCUCCUCAAGCACACCGUUCAGAACCAUACACUGAGACGUUUGGUAGUGACGAACAAUGGACAGCCCUUCAACGAAAAUGAUUGGAAUCGGCUCAAGAGGAUAGCCGAAGGAAAUCCAGAUGAGACGAAAAUUGGUGCCUUUGGCGUGGGUUUCUACUCUACGUUUGCCGACUGUGAGGAGCCUUUCAUAUCCUCGGGUGCAGAGGCUAUGGCUUUCUACUGGAAGAACAACUCUUUAUUUACACGACGCCUGCAACUCAGCGAGGCAGAAACUUCUCGAGAUACCAACUUUGUCCUCGACUAUCGAGACAAUACUUCACCUGUACCACCUCUUCUUCCUUUAGCGCAAUUCCUCGCAAACAGUUUAACCUUUGUCGGUCUGGAAAACAUAGAGUUGUGGAUAGACAACUGGAACGUACUGACCCUGAUGAAGAAGACAUCUCCUAGCUACGAAUUGGGCAUUCCACGAGAUAUUGAGCCAAAGACCAGCGAGGGUUUCAUGAAAGUAACAAAGGUUUCAAAGGAGAUUGCACAAAUAGAUGGGCAAUGGAUGGCUAUAAUAGGAUGGAAAGCCUCCAAAGACACUGGUUUGCGGUCCCAUGCCCAGGAUGCUGCUCCCUCAUUGCGGAAAUUCUUCUCCCGUCUGGCUGGCGUCGUGCCGGACGAAACUAAUCCAUCCUCGAGACCAGCCACACCCAUGGCGAAUGACUCGGAUGUUCUCGCCACAAAGUUUUCAGCCACUGUCUUCUUGAACGUCAACACUGCGACAAUCAAAACCUUCACUGGGCAGAAAUUCAACGACGAGUUGGAACGUGCCACAAAGAAGCCUCCUCCAAAGUACACAAAACUCGCCGUUUUGACAGCCCCUUAUAUUGAAGAUUCGAGUUUAGCCAAGGCAUCGGCAGCUGGCGAUGUCUUUGGGACCGUCCUACCAACAAAAGGGGGCAAGAUCUUUAUCGGCUUUCCCACUCAUCAAACCACCGGUCUUAGUGCUCAUAUUUCGGCUCCUUCUGUUAUACCUACAGUCGAACGUGAGUCGAUUGAUUUGAAUGCGAGAUAUGUAAGGACAUGGAACAUGGAAAUGCUCAGGGCUGCAGGCAUUGUAUGCAGGAUAGCAUGGUCUACAGAGAUGCAAGAGUUGCAAGAAAAGAUCCGGCGACAGGCGAGCGGCCGUACGAAGAUCCGCAUGGCCGAUGUGAAUCCUUUUCUAGACGAGGCGAUAACGAUAUUCAAGAAUUUCACUUACAAGGAGUCAACGCCAUCUGCUGCGAUUGGUCAGCUGCUUGAGGACGCCUUCUGGACUUGCAGUAAGAAGGCGUCAAUUGAGGUUGUCUCUACUUGUGGAGUCCUGCCCACUAAUGAUGUGCGAAUCGCUCCCAAAGACCUAACUUUCAUGGCGGGAAUUCCAAUUCUUCCAGAAAGACUAGCAACAGAAGCCAGUAAGCUGGUGGCAAAACUUGUGGACUUUGGCUUGAUCACCGAAGUGACGGUUUCUGAUAUCAAUCUUGCCCUUGAGUCAAGUCCUCUAUCAACCAUUCAAGUCGGCGAAUUUCUUGGAUGGCUGACAAAACAAUCAACGUGUGGACAACUUGAGAAAGUCACCAUCGCCAAUCUCUUGGCUGUCGCAGUGGUGAAUGACGAUGAGCCUGAGACUGACCGGGGCCAAAUUUUGCAACUUGGAGAUAUAAAGCACUUUCUAAAUCCUAGUCGAACACCAGUUGAUUUCCCUGUACCACCUUCUGUGAUGCCGUUCAAAUUCACAAAGAGUAUGAGCAAGCACGAAUUGGAGAGCAUAGGUUGGGAAGAACUUCAGAUCGUUCCUUGGAUGCGGUGGUUGAUCGCGGAAGCAGGCAAUCGUCAAAUUCUGCCAGAACAUCAAGAUGUCACUCGAUCGUCGGAUUUCAGUACACAACUUCUUCCCCUCCUUUCCAAGCAUUGGGACUCGCUGAGUCAAUCUUCCAAGUCGUCUCUGGUUGACCUUCUUAGCAAGCACACCAUUGUACCAACAAAGUUCGGAAUGAAAAAACCAGGUGACUCUUAUUUCCCGAAUGUCAAGCUUUUUGACGACCUGGCAACCAUAAAGGGGCUUUCCAACGUCAAGGACAAAUUCCUUAUCGCCAUUGGUGUGCGUAAAACUGUGGAGCUGGGGAUGGUGUUUGAGCGUCUUCUAGCAAAAGACUCAAGAGGUAGUCAUGUGGAUCUGAUACAAUAUCUUGCUUCUGUGCGCGAUGACAUCCCCGGUUCUGAAAUGCAGAAAUUGAUAAACACUCCUAUUUGCCCACGGCAGAUUAAAGGCAAAGAAGAAGAGGUUCCAGCAAAGCUAUACAAAGUUGCAGAGCUGUUCGAACCCCGACCUGAGCUCCGAGAUUUAAACCUACCCUGCCUAUCCUGGCCUGGGCUUUUUCGCAGCGGCAGUCCGGAAGGCAGGUUCCUGAGUAUUCUUGGUCUACGAACAGUUCCGACCGUCGAAGAACUCCUUUCCAUUCUGGCAAGUGCAGGGAAGAUGCCUCAACCAGACCUUGAUUUGAGAGACAGGGCUCUGGCUUACUUCCUGUCACACCAUCACUCCUCUGGAUACGGUGCAUAUGACUAUGCUAAGAUCACAGUACCAUUCCUCCCACUUGAGAACAACUCAAGCAAACUAGCCACGCCCUCUCAGUGCUUCAUUGAUGAUGGUGCAGCACUGCUUGGAUUCGACAUUCUGAAGCGCGAUUGGGUGCCUCAUGCCAUGAAAUUCGGGAUCCGCCAGAAUCCCCCAAUAGAGCUCUGCAUCAAUAUUCUGAGCAAGCGCCCUCCAACAAGGUAUGCGGAUGCCCGAAUCCUGUUCACUUACUUUGCCACCCGCCUUGGGGAGAUCACUGCUGCGAACAUGCCUCGAUUGAACGAAAUGAAUUUCAUACCAAUCUUCUCCAAAGGGAAAGAAAAAGCCGCCCCCAAACUUCACACUUCUCCUAGGAACUGUUUCCUUGGCGAAAGCGAUGUUUUUGGCGAAAUCUUCCAUUUCGUCGAUUUUGGAGUUGAAGCAAAUUCUUUCCUGGUUAAGUGUGGCUCCAAACAAGAGCCAUCCAAGGUAGAGAUUGCGCAGAUACUGGUCAGAGAACCAGCGCGUAUUUCCGCAAGCUUUCGCAAUGCCGAAAAAUAUCUGGCUCUUUUGCGUAGCAUGGCUGACAGCAUGAAGAUCUUGAAGAAGAAUAAGGAGCUUUUUGCAGAGAUGAAGCGGGCGCCAUUCUUGCUUGCAAGCAGAGAAAUUCCCGCUGCACAGGCGUCUAUUGACAAGUCUGCAGCACGAGAUGAAGACCAGGAGGCCUUGGACGACGAGGAUCUCCAAGGCAUUCGUGAAUACCAACUAUGUAGUGCACAGGAUGCUAUCAUCGUCGAUGAAUAUGUGGCUUACAACCUAUUCAAGACAGACAUACUCGCGGCGCCACAAGAAGAGAUUCUUGAGGAAUUCUACUACAGUUUAGGCUCACCAUUGUUGAGCUCCUUGGUUGAAGAGUUUUCGAAACAUGGACCCCGGGCACCAGACCAGGUACCCGCAGAUAGAUUGCGGAAACAAAUUCUUGAACGUUCGACUCUAUUCCUCCAUGAGCAAUCACCGGACACGAUCAAGCAUGAUGCGAAAUGGUUGGGAAAUAACCUCACAGUUCAAUUGGUCUCAACCAUAUCUCUCCGACGAUCUUUACGUGACCGCAACAUCAGCCACACUGAGAAGAGGUCGGCCGUUCUGAGUGGAACAAAUCGGCAAUUCACGCUCUGGAUUACUGCGAAGCCUGAUCUAUACCAGGUCAGCCAAUCACUCAUCCAUAUACUACUGACAAGACCCAAGAUCCACUCCGCCAUUACAUUUGAGAUGUUACUAAAGACGGACUUGCUUGAACUAAGAGCACGUGGCUUUAACGUGUCCCGCAUCCUACGCCAGAAGGCAGCCGAAGCACGACUGGCUGAGAAUAAACGCCAACAGCAACUCGAAGAGCAACGAAAACAGAUUGAGGAAGAAGAGAAGGCAUACGCAGCUUCUCACCAGAAUUCUUCGCAACAUCAACGACACGAGCUGCCCGGUGGCUUCCCAGAAUCUCCAAAUCAGCAUGCAGAGUCUAGCAAUAAGGCUGUGGUUGCUAGUGGUGAUGACAGUCGAUCAGGUCGAGGAAUAAUUUCCAAUCUUUCAAAGCAAUUCGGUUGGGGCAACCGCCAUGUUCAAUCGAUGUUGGGGAAUGAUAACGAGACUGGUCGUGGCCAACAACUCGCUGACUCGAAGAGUGGGCCACCGCCACCAUAUCAAUACAACCAGCAGGGUCCUAAGCCCCAGGAGGAUGGUGUUGUCGCACCCCAUCGUUUACGCGAAAAUCUUCUAAAUGCGGUCAAGAAAACUCGUCCUCACAACUCAUCGGAUAUUUUUAGUCGUGGCGAGACGAAUGUGCUAACAGAAACCAAGUCUUACUGCGAUGAGCAUCCUGCUCACGAACUUGUCUUCGUAGCAGACAUUAAGCAUGGUAUUCAGAUGUAUAUGGGAUCUGCAAACGAGGCAUCCGCCUUCCUACGCGAGCAUUCAGUUGGUCUUACAGCAUUUGCCACCCUCUUGAAUGCAGUGGGUGAUAUCUUCAAUCUCAAUCCACGAACGCUCAACAUCUUCAUGGAGCCUGCGGGCAAAACCAUUGCUUUCAACCGCAAUGGAAGUAUCUUCUGCAACUAUCGAUAUUAUCAUGAUCUUCACGAACGCACUGCUACGGGGAGAGGCACAGACUAUGCCGAGGCAUUUGUUUAUUGGUGGGUGAUUCUCUGUCACGAGCUGGCGCACAAUCUUGUUGCGGAUCAUAGCUCUGAUCACAGCUUCUACACGGAGGGAUUUGUGGCGCAAUAUUUUGGAAGAGUGAUGAGGGCUAUUGCACAGGCUGCACCUCCUCCACCAGAGCCACAGCGUUUGAUUGACAUAUGA
Messenger RNA from Exophiala bonariae, 5172 nucleotides. RefSeq lists its product as uncharacterized. NCBI's taxonomy places the organism in Eukaryota, Fungi, Ascomycota, Eurotiomycetes, Chaetothyriales, Herpotrichiellaceae. The transcript has a single exon. The record is from RefSeq and is a predicted model, not a curated record. Bases 1 to 5172 code for a protein of 1723 amino acids.